This is a messenger RNA of Cucumis sativus (cucumber), 3085 nucleotides long. RefSeq lists its product as uncharacterized. NCBI's taxonomy places the organism in Eukaryota, Viridiplantae, Streptophyta, Magnoliopsida, Cucurbitales, Cucurbitaceae. The transcript has 20 exons. Bases 447 to 2849 code for a protein of 800 amino acids. The record is from RefSeq and is a predicted model, not a curated record.
GAGGCAAUAGCAAGUGUGGUCGGGCAUUUGAGUGGAGCGAUAAAUCUUGUGUAUCAUGAAGGAAGGGAGACGGAUUUCCUCCCUAGUUUUUUAUUACAAAUAUGUCCCUACAAUCACAUGUUUAAUCCCACAAAUAAUGUUCAUAACUCGCCGUCCUCUUCGCGCCAAGAACUUCGCUUCUUGCGAAGAGCCGUUUCGGCCAAAGGCAUGAUCACCAUUUACAAUCCAAUAAUCUAAGCAUUUCUCGAUUCAUUGCCUUCAGUCGCUCCUCGGAUUGGCUUUAAUAGUGCCAAAGAAAAGCGAGUUGAACGAAUGUUAAGAAAAAGAAUCCAUUAGCUCAGUAUCUUGUAUCAAUGAGUCAUGGUUCAUGAAGCCGUUUCCCUUCUGAUAAUGGUUUUCGUUUCCUCAAACAAUCCAUUAGCUCAGUAACUUAGCUUCAUUUCAAAAUGUUGCAAUGGAUGGGAGGUUCCAGGCGGAAAGUUACAACGUCAAGGAAAUCCACACAAAACAGACAAAAGCAAUAUUUUGAGCAAAGAAAAAGGCGACAGCAACUGUCCUCUGGCUCAGAGAAUUGGCAUGAUGCAGCUGACACAGGCAGGGAACAAAAAGAGCAUCGGUCAUUGGAUAUUAUAAGUCUCCUAAAUUUAUCAACAAUUCCUCAAAAGGACAAAGAUGCCAUCGAGGCCAAUACUUCAACGGUGCGGUCUCAUUUCAUGAAAGACCCAGUUCCAACCCUCUACAACAUAGAAACAUUAGAGAAAUCUGGUGACUUUGAAAAUAAACAGCAAAUUGACGAAACAGGAGCGCCAUUCGGCUAUCCAGAGGACACUUUAUCUCCAAUGAACAGAAAUGUAAGUAAUGAUCCCAACAAUGGUAAUACCGCUAAGAACAAAGUAGAUUCUCAAUCAGAACAGGGGAAGAUAUCUGUUGAGCAAAGUCUUUCUGUAUUUGAUUUGCUUGGGGAUGAUGGAAUGGCUGUUAAAUACGAAGGAAGUCCUCUGAAAGAAGCUCAUGUUGCAUUUUCAGUCGAUGGUUUGGGCAGAGUCGGAACAGAAACACCAGCAUGUUCCCCGCAGCAUGCCAGCAGAAGCUUUUCUUAUGGCUUCUCAUCUCAUCUUGAGAGAGUGCGACCUUGGAACCCCUCUAAGAACACCAAAGUGUUGGAUGACUUUGAACUUGAAGGAGAUAUCAAAAUGCACUGUGAUGAUGGUUCUUUAAAUUAUUCCUUUGACAUGAUGGAUACGUGUGAUAAUCCAAAGAAGAAAACACCUACUAAGACCCAUUUCCGUUCCGUUGAAGAUUGUAAAAGAAAUGAACAUAGUAGUAGAACUAUCUUUGAUGGCACGGAUGGAGAAAGAGAUGGAUAUGGAGGUGGAUUUAACUUCUUAAACGACAACUUUCUCGGGGAGAUGGAAUGUGAUCUCUUCGAAAAGACUCAUUUUAAUGAAAUUGGUAGCGUUCCGUCUGAUUUUUUGAACUAUGAGAAGUAUGAUAUAUCAGGAAAGGCAUUUGGCAGCCCGUAUCUACCAAAAAAGAGAGUUGCAGGUGCUACAAGAAUAAUGGACAAAUUCAACUUAUUUGAUCCUGUCGAGUCAAGCUUGAAGCACCAUACCUAUGGAUAUGAUUAUGAUUUAAUGGCGGAUGUAAAAAGGAAUCCGAAAGCCACAAGGAUUUCUGAUUUACAGGACAAAACGCAUCAACGAGAUUGGUUUUGCUCUAUGGAAGACGAUGUCACAGACAACUUCAGCUUGUUGAGUGAAGAGUCUUGUUCAACCAGUGCAGUUAGGGGUGAGCCAUUCGAUAGCACACCACUAAACUCAAAUCCGAAACAGAGCAUGAGAAGAGCGAUGGAUGAUGAUGCUGGCCCUGGGAAUAGUUACAGCGUUAACAGUAUUUACUCCAGGGACCCACAUUACAAAAUCAAGGACGAAGAGCCAAAAAAGUAUGUGAGAGAAUCAAAUUCAUCGAAAUCCAAUCCAGUCCAUCACACAAACUCUCCUUUCAUGGAAAAACCACAGACAUUUAAAACCUGGUCGUUUGAGAAAGAAUUUAACUUCAGCUCUCCAUGUCAACGUCCAGUAGCAGAUUGUCCAUUCAGAGGCUCUAUGCCUUGGAAUGAAUAUCCCUGCACCGAGUCAUCUCUUCCCGAAUCCUCCUUCACAAACAAACACGUCGAAACUGUUCCUCGUCCUUCUAGCACUCCAAUCUCCAAAAGACCUUCCUUUCAUCCAUCAAAUAUAGCGACUGCAGUUCUCGAGUGCAACCCGUGUUCAAAUUCAAAAUUUGUACGCACGUAUACCAGCAUGACAGAGACUACAAGUUCUCAUGGAGAAGAUCAGAUUUCUCCUGUACUAUCAGCUCAGGGAAGUGUAGGUACGUGUGAAAAAAGUGGAUCCAAAGCUCCAUCAUUAGGAAGUGAAAAGGUUGAUUUUCAUGAAGACAAAUGCAACAGAAUUAGAAGCAAGGUCUGUGUAGAGGACACUAACGAAGAUUGGUUGGAUGAUUCGAAUCUUGAGAGGAAAAAUUGUGAUAGCAUCAGAAAUGAAACGGAAAAUGAAUCUCCAGCAGUGGAGAAUUUGGAAGCCUCCCAUGAUUCUGACCUUGUAAUAAACGGUGGCAAAACCAACAAAUUUAACCCUGAUGAUAAAGUUUCUGUUCCAUAUUCUAAAGAGGAAAAGGAAGUAGAAGAUGUUAAGGUAGAAGGAAGAAAGAGGAGGAGCAAAAGUUGCAACAUGGUGGACUCAUCUUCACAAGUGAUGAUGCUUGAAAGUUAUGUUCUUCAGCUUCUCUUCGUGCAAAAGGUACUUCUAAAACAAGCAUCUUCACAGGAUUUUAUAAAAAGAGCAUGAAACUUCUACUCUUUAGUCAUUUUGAAUCUUGAUCACCAUUUGAGAUUUGGCCCUUUUCAUUUUUACUCUUCAUCUACUGAAAAUUUUAUAGUUUUGUCUGAAUAUUACGCGCUUUUGCCUUGAAGUUUCUUGUAUUAUAGAACUUAGUUUUCAGGGUGUCAAUAAAUUGAUGAUAAAGAGUAAAGACAUCUCAUUUGGUCCAUAAUCUCAAUUUCUCGUAAAGCCUUUUUCUUUUU